UCAAGUUAAGUUGACAGAACGGGUAUCUUAAACUACUAACGUUUUAGAAUCGUAACUAAGCCUACAUAAGCCAUAGAAAAAUAAUUAAGAUAAUUCAAAUGUCGGAAGUUGAUUGAGUACGGGUUGGAAACGUAGUUUAAACGUGAUUUAAAAGCAUGUAGUAAACAUAAUGCAGUUUCAUAUUACAUUGGGUUAUAAAAGUUUGAUAAAGCCUUGAAAGCAUUGUUCGGUAAAUUAAUAAAUGUUUUCCUGCAGCCGUUUCCACGAGUGGACCAUGCUGUCCGGCAUUGCAAACUGAACUUGACAGGCUAACUGCUGAGGCAUCAGCACUACAAGAAGAAAUCAUUUACCUACAAGAUCAAGUUGAUAGAAUUGAAACAACUGUAAAUCAUCAGGAUGGUAAGAAAUUGUCGCCGUAUGGUUGUGCUUACAAAUUGUUUGUCAAAAAAAUAUUACUUUAAUAUUUUCUAUUAUUACAGCAAAACAAUCCUGCGACGAGUUUAAAAAAAUGGAUUUUUCAUCCGGUUAUUACGAUGUUGAUCCAGAUGGUCCUGAUGGUGAAAUGGUUCCAUUUGAGGUUUAUUGUGAUAUGGACUCGGAUCCUGAAUGGGCAGUUACUAUGCUCGGGCAUGACUCGGAAACGCGCACGCUCGUAAGUGGUUGUCAAGAUCCAGGAUGUUUUUCUCGUGACGUCACUUAUCAACAGUCCUGGUCUCAAAUUCAAGCUGUAAUGUCAACAUCGCAAACCUGCCAGCAAUAUCUUUCGUACGAAUGCUACGGAUCAAUGUUAUUCGAAUACUCCGAUUAUGCUUGGUGGGUCUCACGAGAUGGCGUAAAUCAGUAUUAUUGGCCUGAGGCAGAUGAAGGUAUUAACUAA
Messenger RNA from Styela clava, 877 nucleotides. The record is from RefSeq and is a predicted model, not a curated record. NCBI's taxonomy places the organism in Eukaryota, Metazoa, Chordata, Ascidiacea, Stolidobranchia, Styelidae.